This is a messenger RNA of Verticillium nonalfalfae, 1917 nucleotides long. RefSeq lists its product as uncharacterized. The record is from RefSeq and is a predicted model, not a curated record. Bases 1 to 1917 code for a protein of 638 amino acids. Gene Ontology annotation, biological process: regulation of Golgi organization. Lineage: Eukaryota; Fungi; Ascomycota; Sordariomycetes; Glomerellales; Plectosphaerellaceae. The transcript has 4 exons. Gene Ontology annotation, cellular component: cytosol.
AUGGAGGCCUCCCCGCUGACACGGCAGCCGCAGCCUGAGGUGUUCCAACCCAAGAUUGUGCUGCUCUACGACUCACUAUUCAAGGACGACGACACGACCGAGCGAGGCGAGGGCUUCUGGCGCGAGUUCUUCCUCCUGCGCCCCGAUCGCCCGGCGCUGCAGGCCCUCCUCGAUGGACUCUCGGCGGCGGACGUGCUCGGCCUCGAGGAGCGCACGCGCGAGCUCUUUGAGCGCGGCGUCGAGGCCGUCCAGGGCGGCGGCCCCAGCCCCGGCCCCAGCUCGGCGACGGUCCAGCUGCACGCACUCGAGACGCUGAGUGUCUUCCUGGCGGCCGCGCUCGGCAAGAAGUAUGCGCACCCGACCUCGGACGUCAUUGCCGUGCUCGCGGGCAUCGACCUCGUCGACACCAUCUUUGGCGAGUUUGCCGUGGCGCUCGACCAGGUCAUACGGGCUGGCACGAGUCUCGAGCUGCGGAGCAGGGCUGUCGAGGUUGUGCUGUCCGUCACGGCGGGGGCGUACCAGACGAGUCUCUUGACGUACUUUAUCCAACGGGAUUUGUUCCCGGCUGUCAUGAAGUAUAUCCACGAGACAGAGCAUCCGGGGCAGAUUCUCGAACCGUACACCCUUCUCGGCCUGCUGGCCAACUACAACAAGUUUGAGUUUCAGAAUCCAUAUCAGCAGCGCCUCAGCGAAAUUGUCAACGAGCCGACGAUCCAGCAGAUGAUCAGGUGUGUCGGGUACGCGUGCCAGAAGCUGCGGCUUGACUAUGUGGACGUUAUGGACGAUCUGCCCGAGGGCUGGACGUUUAGCAACACACUGCACAUGAUCGGACUCGGGAUCGUGGCGAGGGGCCCAAAGCCAGAAAAGAAGAUUGUGUACGAUGCGGAGACACAGAAGCAGAUGUUUGCCAAGCUCCCUGGAUCGGAAGCCGCGCUUCUGCUGACGACAUAUGAUUUUACGCACGUGAACAAACUCUUCUGCUUCAACCUCGUGACGCUCGCCGCAGACAAGGGGCAAGAGCAGCCGUUUGCGAGCUACGUCUCCCUGACGUCGUACCUCCUGCAGCACGCACAUCUAUCGCAGCGCGUAUCACACUACGCGACGCUCAACCUCAUGGCAUUCCGGCUGCUCGUCGAAGAUCCCGUGCUCUGCAAGCGCAUCUGCAGCGACGAGUCCAAGACGCCCGUGCGCCUAUGCCGCCAGCGCUCGCCGUACCUCCCGCUGGUCAAGGGCGACCGCGUCAUGGCGACGGCCAUCCUCGACACCAUGGUCGACGGCAUCUCGCACAACCUGCGGCGGCGCCUCGACGUGGGUCUCUACACGCUGCUCGUGGGCAUCAUGCUGCGCAUCACGUCGUACCUGUCGCGGUCGCGCACGCGGCUGACGUACCACUGGGCCGACUUUUUCCGCGCGCUGCUGCACCUCGUGCGGUUCCUGACGACGUACGCCGCCGACCUCAAGGACCUGCCGCAGAUUGAGCUGCUGCUGGACCACGUCGUCAACCUCGUCGCGCUGUCGCUGUCGACGGGCGAGGCGUUCCUGCCGUCACCGGCAGCGUACGACGACCUAUUCUACAAGGUCGUCGAGGCGGGCGACGUGCUCGUCAAGUUCAAGGAGACGUACGGGCUCGGAAGCAGGGGCAGCAAUUCGAUCGGGACGCUCGUCAGCGUCAGCGCGCACUACAAGGAGAUGCUCAAGACGGGCGCUGGCAAGGACGCCAAGGCGAGGGGCGCCAUUCUCACGAGCGUCGAGGUCGCCGAUGUCAUCAAGCAGGGAUACGAGACGCUCAGCAUACAGGCCAAAGAGGGGCUUGACACGUGGGAGAGGUAUCGCGAGGCGGAUGAGAGGACGUUGCUGAAGAAGGUGGCCAGAGUUGCUGUGGCUGAUGGACGGGGCCUCGUCGGUGGUUCGAGGUGA